Macrosiphum euphorbiae (potato aphid) is the source of this 2484-nucleotide messenger RNA. The record is from the annotation of a GenBank genome assembly. Lineage: Eukaryota; Metazoa; Arthropoda; Insecta; Hemiptera; Aphididae.
AUGACUACCAAGUGGAUUGACAACAUGAAUUUAAAUUGUGCUGUAAAACUGCUGCGUUGUGAUGUCCUGCCAAUAUCUAGUAGUGAAGAUAUUGUUUCGGUGGCGGAUAAACAAGGUAAUGCUGAAGUAAAAAGAUCCGUGAGGAUAUCUAGAAAACGUACUAAAGCUGUUACAGAAAAUGGCAAUCAAUCAGAUAAUGUAAAAAAAAGAAAUUGCAUAAUCAAAAAACCCAAAUUGAGUAAAAUAGAACAAGGAAAAACUGAUGCUCCUCAAAAAGAAAUUGAAAACACCAAAAUCCAAGAUUCUUCUAUAAAGUCUACAGAUAGCUAUUUAAUUAAUGAUGAUCUUAGUGUAAAAUCUGGUUCUACACUUUGUCCAAAAAAUUUUAUAAAUAAUAAAGAAACAAUUUCUAAACAGCGGCCAAUAAAACCGAAACCUAUUAAAUUCAAAAUAUCCAAAUCUAUUAUUGCUGUUAGAAAAAAACCUAUAGUGCAUGAUGUAGAUAAAGGUAAUCCAUCUAACGAAACUGUAAAAGCUGAUAACUUUGUAGCACCAUUAAAAUCUACUAAAACUAAAACACCUAAAUCUAUUACAUUAAAUAGGAAAAAGCCUGAGCCGAAUAAUGUUAGCAAAAAUAACACAUCUUCUGAACUUGAAGAAAGUAAUGGUGUUAUAUCAAUAAAAACUCCUAAAAAUAAAACACCUAAAUCUAUUACUUCUAAUAAAAAAAAAUUGAACAAUGUUGAAACAAAUCAUGAACUUGAAAUAAAUGAUAACUUUGCUGUACCACAUAUUCCUAAGAGUAAAACAUCUAGAUCUAGUUCCAAUAGAAAAAAGCCCGCAGUAAAUAACAUAAACAAAAGUGACAUAACUAAUGAACAUGAAACAAGUAAUACAAGUGAAAUUCCUACAAAACGUUAUCGUACUUCAUUAAAAAAAGAAAAAUGUUUAAAUCCUGAUUUCUGUGCUAAUAUAUUUAAUACUGAAGACAGCUUACGUCUUACUCAGAAUUUAGGCAAAAUUUGUAAGACACUGCACAGUGACGAGGACUGUCCUUUGACAAAGUUAACUCAACACUUCGAUGAUACUGCCAUGAUGCUCAGAAGUAAUAAUAAACCGCCAAAAAUUAAAAAGAAAUGGAGUGAUGAGUGGAUUGUGGACAAAUUGUCAACAAAUAUAUCAAAAUCCAAAAAUGAAGAUUUUUCUAGCGAAUCAAUACUUGAUGUUAAUAGUAAAAAAAAAAUUGUGAAAACUCAAAAAUCAAAAAACGCCAACUGUAAAAAAGUGAAUACAAAGAUGUUAGAAGAACUUAGCCCAAACAAUCCAUUUGUUUUCCAUACCCCAAUUCCGGCUUAUGAUAAUACGGAAAAGUCAUCAAUAAAUGUUCCUGUGGUGCAAAAUGAUUGUAUAUCAAUAAAUGUUCCUGAGGUACAAAAUGAUAGUAUAUCAAAUAGUGUUCCUGUGGUGCAAAAUGAUAGUAUAUCAAUUACGUACAAUAUUCCUCUUGAAGAACCUAUACCAGUUGUCUUCAAUAAUGCCUUGUCUGAACCUGUUGGUAUUUGCAAUGUACCAUCUAGUGGAACCUCAUCUAACAUCUCUAUAAUGCAUACAACAGGUACUGAGAGUACAUUUUCCACUAACAAUGAUCAACAGUCUCAUUUAAGUACACUAGAACCAAUAUCUGAUUCUGAUUAUUUAUCAGUUUCAACGAUAGGCAUCGAAAAUCCUGAAAUGAGUUAUGGCAUGGCUAUACUAUCUGAAGCCAUCAGCCGGCAAUGUAGAGAAUUGGCCAAUGAACAAAAAAAAAAUUCACGUGAACUGGAUAUUAUCGAGUCCCAAGAAAGCCCCAAGAAAGAAGACAAUACAUCACAAUCACAAGUGCCUAGUGCUAAGGUAUCACCUCAAAGAGUUGUUAAGAAAGUGUCAAGAAAAAUACCUAAGUGCACUGCAAAAUUGGGGUUGCAGUCUGUUAAAAAUGAAAUAGAAUCACGUAUAGACCAUGCACUUAAUCUCCUUUCUAAACGUUUUGACAUCCCAAGUGACUUUCUCAAGAAAACAGUUGUAGAUGAACCCCUUUCUGUAUUCCAAAAAAAGUACUGCAAAUCAGUGACACCAUCUAUGGUAGAAAUAUCACCCAUAGAUGUAAAUGCAAAGUCAGGAUUAAACGUAAAUUUAGAGUACAAGUUGGAACCUAUCAGAGAGAGUGCGGCCUAUGAAAAAAAUAACUUAAAAGACUUGAUGAUUGAACUUUCAAAAACAAUGCCAUCAUGGAGCUUGAGCAUUGUCACCAAUCCAUCAAGAUAUGUAAUUUCGCAUAUGUCAAUUAGCACGUAUGGCGUCCCCAUUGCAAACAAAUGUAUUGUACUGGACAAAAUGUUCAGAGCUUCGGUUUACAUCAAUCAAUCUUUAGAACAUAAACUUUCUAAACGUUACACAACAGCAACCGAAAUUGUCAAUCUUAUUAAAGAGUUAAAUUCUAUAUGA